Messenger RNA from Amaranthus tricolor (Joseph's coat), 618 nucleotides. RefSeq names its product histone H2B-like. Gene Ontology annotation, cellular component: nucleosome. The record is from RefSeq and is a predicted model, not a curated record. The transcript has a single exon. Lineage: Eukaryota; Viridiplantae; Streptophyta; Magnoliopsida; Caryophyllales; Amaranthaceae. Gene Ontology annotation, biological process: nucleosome assembly. Gene Ontology annotation, molecular function: structural constituent of chromatin; protein heterodimerization activity; DNA binding. The coding region runs from base 65 to 508 and encodes 147 amino acids.
GCAAUCUACAAUUCUGAUAACCAGACACUGAUUCUUCAAAUCUCAAAACACUCUAAAAUCAUCAAUGGCACCAAAAGCUGAGAAGAAGCCAGCCGAGAAGAAGCCAGCGGCCGAAAAGCCUGCCGCAGCUGAGAAAGCUCCGGCAGAGAAGAAGCCCAAAGCCGGCAAGAAGCUUCCUAAGGAAGCCGGAGCCGCCGCUGCAGACAAAAAGAAGAAGAGAUCAAAGAAAAGCGUUGAAACCUAUAAGAUCUAUAUCUUUAAGGUUUUGAAGCAAGUUCAUCCUGACAUUGGAAUUUCUAGCAAAGCUAUGAGCAUCAUGAACAGUUUUAUCAAUGAUAUUUUUGAGAAGCUUGCUCAGGAAUCUUCUAAACUUGCUCGCUACAAUAAGAAGCCUACAAUCACAUCUCGGGAGAUUCAGACUGCUGUUAGGCUUGUUCUUCCUGGUGAAUUGGCUAAGCAUGCUGUUUCAGAAGGAACUAAGGCUGUUACCAAGUUUACCAGCUCUUAAUUUUUAGGAUCGUUGGUUUAUUUUGUGAAGAAUGUAGAAUUGUAGUUGCAUGGCUUGGUCGAAUACAUUUGGGAAAAAUGUUGAUUUUGGAUUUGGGUCAAUUGGUAGUU